Messenger RNA from Triticum dicoccoides, 726 nucleotides. RefSeq lists its product as uncharacterized. NCBI's taxonomy places the organism in Eukaryota, Viridiplantae, Streptophyta, Magnoliopsida, Poales, Poaceae. Bases 1 to 726 code for a protein of 241 amino acids. The transcript is spliced from 3 exons. The record is from RefSeq and is a predicted model, not a curated record.
AUGAUACCUUCACCAAUACGUGACUCGGUCGUAGGAUCAUGUGUAAAUGUCAUAACCUUGAAGGUAAAAGAAUCGGAAGUUGGCUUCCCGAUAAAAGUUUUUGGUACCGUUGUAGCAAGAGACCAGGUCGACUAUAGAUGUGUUUAUCUCUUCAGGCGUGAAAGGGAUGAUCCCCAACUCAUCACCUCGGCGGACGGUGAGGUUGAAGAUUUCAGCAAAGGUGUGAUCGGUUUCAACAGGGCCCGCCUCCCUAAUGAUAAGCAGACCAUGGGUGUGAGUCUAAAUAGCUAUCUGAGUAGGGUGGAAGUGAGAUGUGCGUAUGUUGUAUAUCCCAUUGAAGCUGCCAUUGAAGUCAAUAUCUUGAAGGGACCGUGUAGUGUCUCAAGAGUUGCUGCCUGGACUACCAAGAAUUAUGAGUAUAGUAUGGAUCUUUACAACAGCGGUGGUGAAGCAGCAGCAGAGAUUGAGGCAGGAGGGACCGUUCCCUUGAGUCGUCGCAUUGUAGCUGUCCCACUUGGUAGAAAGUUGGUGCUCCUUGUCACCGGUCGUAGCGUUGGUGAUGUUUUUGAUAAAAACAUCAUCGCACCUUUAGGACGAUCAACUGAGUUGAUGCAUUAUAAAUUAGGCUCCGCACUUGUGGAGGUGAAACUUGUCUGGACAGCUGUUCCCAGACGUGAGAGACAAGAUAUGAUCAAGGAUGUGGGAGACGAGAGCCUUUUGAUGUGA